Molecule: messenger RNA, 4878 nt
Organism: Scomber japonicus (chub mackerel)
Lineage: Eukaryota; Metazoa; Chordata; Actinopteri; Scombriformes; Scombridae
Gene: aak1b
Product: AP2 associated kinase 1b
Exons: 20
Coding region: 904-4218 (1104 amino acids)
Biological process (GO): protein phosphorylation
Molecular function (GO): protein kinase activity; ATP binding
Source: RefSeq, a predicted model, not a curated record
AGCUCCUUGGAUGUUGCCAUAUCGCUGGCAGCCAGAGAUUGCUGUGGUUGCAAAGACUCGGCUGCUGGGUAGAAACCUCUUGUCUUUUUUUGGUAGAUGUCAGAUUUGGUGGUUUCACAUUUGCAGCUCCAGUAGCAGCAGGGGGAGGUUCCGUGUCCCUGGUCUCCUCUGCGGUAGUUUGUUUGUGUGUUGACGAGAGGCUGCUUCGCGCUAAUGCGUUAGCUAACUAAAAAAAAUCACAGUUUUGUUGCAAAUUGGAGCAAUUAAACAGCUCGACGGGCAGCUAUGUGGCGUCCGACGGCCGCUCCACUUGACUGAGGAUGGGAAGAUUUGUCGGGCAACGCUAUCUCACAAGUUACACGUCGGAUACAUCGCACUCGGAGACAUUAUCUUCAGAGGAUAACCUGGAUAACCUUACACGAAAUGUCAUAGCGCGUAAGUAGCUAGCACUUAGCUAGCUGGGUAAUGGCUGGACGAGAUGGAGAAGGACCUAAUGUUAUCAGCAGCAGCAGCAGCCGACCAUGAACAGCUGGAUGGAUAGCUAAAGAAACACUUUAUCCGGGGAUGCUAUAGCCUCCUGGGUGGUCUAAUUCACUUACAUAACAGCUAGUCGCAACCGCUCUAGCUAUUACCAACUGGCUUGUGUUGGCAAAGCAAAUGGGAUAUUUGCCACCAAAAAUCUGGGUUGUCUCAACGUCAUCAUCAUAAGUGACAAAGGCGUCGCUGCAUGUUUUGAGGCUGCAGAUAGACUUUUCCUCUGAUUCUUAAGGUCUUCAAUCUGAUCUGCUUUGUCUAUAAAGUGCAAAGAAAGAAAAAAAAUCCAGUGCACAGCAAACGAGCAGCUCAUCCUUGUGUCUGCCUCGCAUCCAAAGCCACAAACACUCCUCCUGUCACAUCGACAACAUGAGGAAGUUCUUUGAUUCUCGUCGGGAGUUGGUCAGCUCUGGGCCUGGUUCUGGAGGAGGAGGUGGCAGCUCUGGAUCCAGUCAUGCAGGCGGAAAUUUCAUUGGACGAGCCUUCACAGUCGGACGGCAUCAAGUCACUGUGGAUGAGAUAAUUGCUGAAGGUGGUUUUGCAAUAGUGUUCCUUGUGCGAACAAAUCAAGGAGUGCGUUGUGCCCUGAAGAGGAUGUAUGUCAACAAUGAGCAUGAUCUGCAGGUGUGCAAAUGCGAGAUUCAAAUAAUGAAAGACCUUGUCGGUCACAAGAAUAUUGUUGGUUAUCUGGACUCCAGUAUCACCGCCAUGGGAUCGAGGGAUGUAUGGGAGGUUCUCAUACUUAUGGACUACUGCAAGGGAGGCCAGGUGGUCAAUUUGAUGAAUCAAAGGCUGCAGACUGGUUUCACUGAAGCUGAGGUGCUGCAGAUCUUCUGUGACACCUGUGACGCUGUUUCUCGCCUGCACCAGCGCAAGACACCCAUCGUCCACAGAGAUCUUAAGGUGGAGAACAUCCUUCUGCAUGACAAGGGUCAUUAUGUGCUGUGCGACUUUGGCAGCGCCACUAAUAAGUUCCAGAGCCCACAGACUGAAGGAGUGGCAACCGUGGAGGAAGAGAUCAAAAAGUACACCACUUUAUCAUAUCGUGCCCCUGAGAUGGUGAACCUCUACAACAAUAAGAUUAUCACCACAAAAGCAGAUGUCUGGGCGCUGGGCUGUUUGCUGUACAAGUUGUGCUUCUUCACUCUGCCCUUUGGUGAAAGCCAGGUGGCCAUCUGUGAUGGCAGUUUCACCAUUCCAGAUAACUCCCGCUACUCUUAUGAUCUUCACUGCCUCAUUCGGUACAUGCUGGAGCCAGACCCAGACAAAAGACCAGAUAUCUACCAGGUGUCCUUCUUUGCUUUUAAACUAGCUCAGCGGACUUGCCCUGUACAGAAUGUGAAGAAUUCUCCAAUUCCCUCUAAACUUCCUGAGCCAGUCAAAGCCAGUGAGGCUGCAGCGGCAAAGAAAAGCCAGGCUAAACCAAGACUGACAGAUCCGAUUCCCACCACUGAAACCUCCAUCACUCCCCGCCAAAGGCCCAAAGCAUCUCAUACCCAGCCUGCUGCUGGCAUCCUACCCAUCCAGCCUGCUGCUCUCACCCCUCGCAAGCGGGCUAAUCUCCCUGGUGGUGCAGCUCAGCCUGUGGGAGUCAGCUUGAACCUCUCUCAGCCAGCAGCAGCUCUCCAGUCGCAGAAGGCUCAGACUGCACCUCUGCCACUCAUCCAGUCACAAAACUCCAGUCAGGCUGUGGCUGCACAGAAGCAGCCUGCAGCAGCCCCUACAGCAGAGACUACAGCAGUAACAGCAGUAUCCCCAGUGACCAAGGCUGACGUCCAACCACAGGCACAGCCAACAGUUCAGCAACAGACCACACCUCCCUCUAUGGUCAAUGCCGCCUCCCAGCAGGCAGCGCAGACUCCAUCCAGCCCAGCCCCACCUCAACGCCCAGCUCGACGCAAGCAGGCUGGCCAGGCUCAGCAGCCGGCGGCCCUGCCUUCGCCCAGCAAACCAGCCUCCGGUCAGCUGCCUGUGUCUGAGCAGCAGCAGAUAACUCAGCCGCCAGCUGUCCAGGCUCAGACUGGCUCCACUGAGAUCAGCCAAAAAGCAGCUGAGAUGACUCCACCUGCUUCUCCAAAGACAACUGAGGAACAAGGCCACAAACGCAUCCCGAGUGACGCCACAGCGAGCAGCAUCACUGGAGCUCCAGCACCUGACUCUUCACAGCAGACACAAGCAGCAAAUGGAGACGCUGCCCUCAACCAAUCACUUACAUCUGAAUCAACCCUCAUCCAACCUGUUCAGCUUGGUGAUGCAGUGCAGGACCAAAGCAAAGCUGGAUCAACUGUUCCUGCCUCUGGCUGUGCCACCAACACCCCUACACAGCCUGCAUGGAACCCAUUUGAUGACGACAACUUCUCCAACCUCACUGCAGAGGAAUUCAAAGCUGAUGACAAAAAGCCUAACGAUACACUUUCAGAAACUGAGACAGCAUCCUGCGAAGAGUUGAUACCAGGCUUACAGGCCUCCGUUGUGGACAAUGCACCGCAAGAAACUGUUGAAAAACCAUCAGCCAUUCUUGAUGUGGAUUCAGGAGCCUCACUGUUGGUUGUCCCAGAUCCUUUCCGGACCCUCGAACUGUCAGACACACCAGAGAAGCUGAUUGAAGGACUCAAAUCUCCAGACACGUCCUCACUCAUGCUUCCCGACCUGUUGUCGUUGUCUGAUCCCUUUGGAGGCUCUGUGGAAGAGUCUGCAAAAAACCCCCUCACUGCAGACGACUCUCUCCUGGGGUGCUCUCUGAUCUCCGGUCCGUCCGCACCUCCAGCAGGGAACAGUGCCACCUCCUCUGUCUCCUCUGCCCCGACCUCUGCUGCCUCUGCUUUGGAUGAUUUCAGUCUGUUGUCUGGAGACCCUGCACAGCCUAAAGCAGACUCGUCUCUCCUCAUCUCAGACUUUGAGCCCCAACAAGCCAGCGCGGAGGCAGGCACAGAGGACGACGACUUUGAUCCUAUUCCCGUUACAGGACGAAAGAAUUCCCAAGACCUGCAGAGGGAGCUCAACAGUAAUACACUCAAAGCCAUUGGGACUGUGCAGUUCACUGAGGAGAAGCAAAGCAUGUUGCAGCAGAGGACUGCUGCAUGUGUCUAUACUAAACACAUGUUGCCUUCAGAUGAGAGCAGCAUUCAACACCAUACAACACCAGCUCCUUCCACCAGCCUGCAUACCAGACCUGUCCACCAAGUAUCUCAGUUCCAGUCUGAAAACAGCCCAGUCACCUUUGAUGUCUUCCAGCUGGCCCCUUUUAAAACACCAGGAAAAGAAAGCAACAUGGCAUUCAGCAGCUCCUCCUUGUCUCAUGAACCUUCCGAGGUAUCUGAUGUUUUCCUGCAGGCACCGUUUGGAAAGAGGCUAGAAACCACCAAAGCUGUCCCUGAUAACGCUUACAUAUUUAAGUCGAGCACACCACAGAUCCAAAGCAGCAGCCAGAGUCACCUUGUCCCAGUAUCACCUCUUCCUCCUCCUCAGUCUCUUAGUACUCGUGUCCCUCCUCUGCACACGGAAACACCUCUGCUCCAGCAGCCGGUGGCGGUGCACCGGGUUGUCUCCAGGAUCGGUCAGCAGGCCGCCGUGGGUUCAGUAGCAGUGGGGCCUCUGCACUCCUGGACCAUAGGGGGAAGAGCUCUGGAGGAUCCAUUUACUGCUGCGCCUUUUCAGCCAAGAUGUUCUCAGGGGAAACCUUGAUUAUAUAGUACACACAUCUUUUAAAAAUGCCAAGUCAGUCAGCUUUUUGUUUUUGCAACUUAAGAAGGAUCCAAAGUAUGGUUCAGUUGCAGUGUUACACAAACCUCUAACAUAUUUUCACUCAUGAUUGACAUCAUUACUGCAGUAUUACAAUACUAGAUUAUCCUUUUAUCAAGUAUGUACUUGUUUUCUACCUCAGUCAUCUGAUUUGCUUUCAGACUGAGCACAAUGAUGUGCCAUUUCAGCACUUUACAAUAGUCUGAACAUGGACCGUGAGGUUCUUAAAGUGAACAUGAAGGAUUGGUUCUGGACUGAGAAUCUGACUGAUAAGAACAAAAGUAAUGAUAUCAAAAAGGGCUUUGUUGAAAUCUGUAAUUUUUUUGACUUGCAUAACUUGCUGUUUAUUCAAAUAAUGAAUCAAAAAGCAUUCAGUGUGUUUUUCAAUUAACAGGCCCAUAAUUGAAAAUAUGGAGCUGUUUUAUUCAAAUCCUAACAAACAUUAUGGCAUCAGUGAACAUGAAUAGCUAUAUUAGCGCUUCAAUAAACCUGUCAGUUAAAAAGACAGUGAUUGCAGCUUCCACUUCUACAGUUUGAAUCAGGGGUGCCCAGGCUUUUUUGGCUUGUGAGCUACUUUUAAUUUUGACCAGCUAUAAAUGAUCA